AUGAAGCUGAUGAUGUCGCAAAGCGGAGCUGCGAAUAACAAGUCCAAUUGCCAUUUAGACGCGAGAUUACGCGGCGGCAGCACCACCACCACGAACAGUGAAAGAAAAAAGAAAGUUAUUGCUGGAGCCGGUUGUUGUCGUGGUUCUACUGGCAACCUGCUGCAGCAGCCAUUCCUCCUCGCUGCUGCUGCUGCACUUUGCAUAUUGCUGGAGGUUCGCUUGUGCCGUGCGACUCCUGCAGCGGCAGCGUUGACGCCCGCCAAUGAGACCGCGUGGCCGCCCAUGUAUCAUUAUGAUAUUUGGAACGACAAUCCAAACGAAGCGCAGCAGCAGGAAGAGGAGCAGGAGAAUGCCAUUGAAAUGCAGCAGCAGAUGGAGUUGGAGCUGCAGCAGCAGAGUCUCAAUCAGAGUCUGUCAGGGCAUGGCCGGCACGGCAAAGUGAUUCAUUUAUUUCCUGUGCCCGUGGAUGGGGAUUGCCUGUCCAACGAUAAUCGUCGCAUGGGCAACUGCCUGAAUGCCUACGAGUGCCGCCAAAAGGGUGGCCAGGCGCAGGGCGAGUGUGCUAUGGGUUUCGGCGUCUGUUGUGUGUUCCUCGCCAGCUGCAAUGUCACCAUAACCAACAACAUCACCUACAUCGUGUCGCCCAGCUUUCCCAGCUUCAUGCCCAGCAACUUCACUGGCUGCCGACUGAGGGUCAAAAUGAUGAGCGAGGAUAUCAGCCAGUUGAGGAUUGACUUUCAUCACUUCACGCUGGGACAACCGAAUCGCAGGACGGGCGUGUGCGAGGGCGAUGCAUUCAACAUAAGUGGCGGUCCAGGCGGUGCCCUCACGCUUUGUGGACAGAACAGUGGACAGCAUUUGUACUAUGAUGUGGGCGCUCGCGCCUCGCCACGACAAUCCACGACAUUGUAUGGCAGCCUGCGACCCGUGGAUCCUCUCAAUGUGAGCAGCUCGAGCAAUGCCACCACUGGCGAUCGCUUCAUUGACAUCAGCCUCAGCCUGUCCAAUCGGUUGCUGCCGCUGCGCAUUUGGGAGAUGAGCGUCGUGCAGAUACCCUUCAGCCAGCGUGCACCAGCGGGCUGUCUGCAGUAUCACACGGGCCUCGAGGGCGUGCUGCAGACCUUCAACUUUGCGGAGAACGGGCGGCACUUGGCCAACCAGAACUACCGCAUUUGUGUGCGCCAGGAGACGGACAUGUGCUCGAUUAUGUAUCAGCCAUGCGAUGAGCAAUCAUUUAGGAUUGGUGGCGGAGGGAGGAUGUCCUCGGGCACAACAGCUUUCUCGCUGAAUGAUGACGGAGGUGGGACGGCUGGGAGUGCCGAACCAGCUGCCGCACAGUCGGAUACUGCAGGAGGAGGAGCAACAGCUGCCGGAGGAGGCACAACUGCACCUCCAGCUAAUGGAGUGACAACCACCGCAGCCCCCACGUCUACCAGCCUCAUGCAGAUGCUGGCCAACAUGGCCAACUCCACCACCACGACUCUGAUGUCCAUGAUGUCCAGCAACUCGACUGCUGCAUCAUCGGCCAGUCCUUCCACCGCCAGCAGCAGCACAGUAGCCAUGACCACGACGACAACCAGCACCACUCCGACGCCUCUGCGCUCCAGCACUGCGGCUGCCACCGAAGAGAGCACGAGCACAUCCUCCUCUGAGGCGCCUGCAUCCUCGCCGGCCAGCGAUGAUGUGGAAGGUUCUGGCGGUGAGGAUGGCACCGACGAUGACGAUGGGGGCUUCCUGUUCUUUCGGAGUCCGCCAACCACAGAAGAACCGGGCUUCUCGCGACGUCCACGGCCCGUGGGCAGCAGUCCCAGUGGCGGAUUCGAUCUGUUUGGCUUCCUGCGCAACGCUUUUGAUUUGCAACUGGGACGACGGCGUCGCCGCGAGGCUCGCCAGUUCUUUAGCACCUGCACGGAUCGCAUAACAAUGCCCUGCAUCAUCGAGGACUUCAUUGGCACUGGCCUGGGUCCGCUGCCCGGCUGUGAGCCCGUGCACUGUGGCGCGCAGUUCUGUUCCUCGGGCGUGUGGCCAUGCCGCAUCGAAAGUACAGUCACGCCCUUCUACAUCGGUGUGCACUUUGGCGAUGGUGUGGGUGUGGGCAAGGGCAGUGCUGAGGACAAUGUGGGAGCCUGUCUGCGCUUCAACCAAGUGCAGUGCAUGUGAGGGUUCAGCAAGGAUGUGUGGCCACAUUUCGUUUUAGAAA
Molecule: messenger RNA, 2200 nt
Organism: Drosophila subobscura
Lineage: Eukaryota; Metazoa; Arthropoda; Insecta; Diptera; Drosophilidae
Exons: 3
Coding region: 1-2160 (719 amino acids)
Source: RefSeq, a predicted model, not a curated record